CACCUAGAGCCGACGACGACUGUCCCAGCUCCAAGAUCAGUUCUCCGCUGGCUUUCGUAGCGCUCGGUUGAUCUAAAAAUAAACUUUGGGGCUGAAAGGGAGCAAAAUCCACUGGUGACCCACAUUGAGAGCUGCCACUAUGUCGACCGUACAAACCGUUCUGGGUGCCAUUACCCCCAACCUUCUGGGUCGUACUCUGACCCACGAGCAUGUGGCCCUCGACUUUGAGCAUUUCUAUCGCCCACCGCCUGCGGAUUUUGAGAGCGAGCUCAAGGCCAAGAUCAGCAUGUCUACCUUGGGCUAUGUCCGCCUCUAUCCGUAUUCCAGCAAGGAGAAUAUCAGGUUCUAUGAUGGCGAUGCCCUGGAGGCUGCCAAGAAGGAUGUUUUGCUCUACAAGAAACAUGGCGGUGGCAGCAUUGUGGAGAACAGCAGCUAUGGUUUGAAGCGUAAUCUGGAGUUCAUUGUGGAGCUGGCCAAGAGCACGGGUGUGCACUUUAUAGCGGGCACAGGGCACUACAUCCAUGCCAUGCAGGAAGCCAGCCAUGCUAGCAUGAGCGUUGAGCAACUGAGUGAUUUGUACUCAAAGGAUAUUAUAACUGGCUUGGAGGUCAAUGGAAAGAUGGUCAAGUGUGGAUUUAUAGGCGAGGUGGCCAGCGUUUAUCCCAUUCAUGAUUUCGAAAAACAUUGCAUCAAGGCUGCUGGCGAGAUCCAGGAGGUCCUGGGCUGUGGUGUAUCCAUGCAUCCGCAUCGGGUGACCCAGGCACCCUUUGAGAUCAUGCGUCUCUACUUGGAGGCGGGUGGAAGGGCUGACAAGUGUGUCAUGUCCCAUUUGGAUCGCACCAUCUUCGAUGUGGAUGAACUCCUAGAGUUUGCCAAGCUGGGCUGCUAUAUUCAGUACGAUCUCUUUGGCACCGAAUGCUCCUUUUAUCAGCUGAACACCAAUGUGGACAUGAUCUCCGAUGGCCAACGAAUCGACAAUCUGAUAAAGCUCAUAAACGAGGGCCUGGUGGACAAGCUGCUCAUGUCCCACGACAUCCAUACAAAACAUCGAUUGACUUCCUAUGGCGGUCAUGGCUACCAUCACAUCCACACCAACAUCCUGCCCCGCAUGUUUGCUCGUGGUGUAACUGUGGAGCAAGUGGAGCAGAUGACGGUCACCAAUCCGGCCAACUGGCUGGCCUUUAACCCCUAAUUGCCUCGUACUGUUGUUGUUUUGGUGGCAUCUCGUAUCAUUUUAUUUGUGGCGCGUAUUAGAUAAGCCUUGUUAUUUUGGCAAUAAUAAUAUGGGCGUGCCUACGAAUUCAAACCUUA
Molecule: messenger RNA, 1311 nt
Organism: Drosophila kikkawai
Lineage: Eukaryota; Metazoa; Arthropoda; Insecta; Diptera; Drosophilidae
Product: phosphotriesterase-related protein
Biological process (GO): catabolic process
Molecular function (GO): zinc ion binding; hydrolase activity, acting on ester bonds
Source: RefSeq, a predicted model, not a curated record